This is a messenger RNA of Camellia sinensis, 1469 nucleotides long. RefSeq lists its product as uncharacterized. The record is from RefSeq and is a predicted model, not a curated record. Lineage: Eukaryota; Viridiplantae; Streptophyta; Magnoliopsida; Ericales; Theaceae.
UCCAAUUUGAAUUCUUUAGGACAUCAUUUUUUCGCGGUUCCGCUGGUCACCGUUUUGCUUUUCACAGACCUGUUGCUCUGCUUGCUAACUUACGCCUAUACACAGAGAGAGAGAGAGAUUUAGCGAAACUUCCAUAGCUUUAUUUGAUCUCUCACUCAUCUUCACUCACAAAUCUCCUUCCAAAACCCUAGUCUCUCUUAGUCUCUCUCUCUCUCUGAAAUUCACAGUAAAUGACAUCGCCAAUCACCUACCCCGUCGACGACAAAGACCUCGACGAUGCUGCUCUCUGGGCGGUGAUCGACUCCGCCGCCGCCGCUUCUCUCUCCUCCACCAUCUCCAAGUCUUUCAAACCCCUCCUCUACACCAAUCAUCAUCAUCAUCAUCAUCAAUCUCCGAUCCCCUCUCCAAUUUCAAAUCCGUCGCCUCCACCUACCAAAUUCCCCAAAAACCCUAGAAACCACCACUCGGAACAGAACGAUUUCAGUGCUCUAACCGACGGCGAGGUCUUGCAGGAUCCUUGGGCUCACCACCGCCCGCAGAAGAUGGCGAGGUCUUGCGUUUCGGAGCUGAGCGAAACGAGUCCUCUCACUGUGGUAAAGCAUGUGCAGCGAACGCCGAAUAUGCUGUCUUAUUCGUCGCCAGAAAGUCGGAGAUUUGUGGUGAAGGAUUGUAGUCCUACUGCUUCAGGGUGUUCGCCGUUCAAUUAUGGACAGAGUGAGGAGAAAGAAAGCUCCACGCAUAGCUUGUCUGGUCGAUUUCCAUCCGUUUCGCUUUUCAAAGAGUACCAGAAUGCAGCCAUGGCGAUUCUGGAGAAAAGUGAUUACACCAUGAUUUCUGGGAGCCCUUUUAUUAAAAAGUCAGGUUGGAGGAAGAUAUCAUUUUAUUUCAACCUCUCCUAUGAAAUUAAAGACAAGACCAUUGAAUUUGAUGAGAACCGGAAUGUUCUUCGUGCUGAAUUUGUGGUUCGGGCAUACAUGCAGGGUGGUAGGUUCUCAGAUGGGUGGGGUUCAUGUGAACGGCGUGAGAAGAGAUUUUUGAAACCUAAUCAUGAUGUUCCAAGCACAGCAGAAACUAGAGCCAAAAAUAGAGCAUGCCAGGAUCUGCUAGGAAUUGGAGAGUAUCGACCUGGUGCAAGCCAUGCUCAGCACUAAAAGAUGUAAUCAUUCAAAAAUUCUGAUAACCCAAAGGCAAGUCUGGUCCAGCAGUUUUCCCGCCUGAGACCUGAAUGAUGAAAAAUAAUCAUAUCAUAUCAUUUACUGGACCAGCUUACGAUCUCCAUCAUUGUAUUAUCACAUUAGCGUACUCUGAAUUUUCUAAUUAAAUCAAUCAAUGGCAACAAAAGGGUGAGAGCUCCAUCCUUAAAUGUUUACUGGGCCUCCCACCCCCAACAGUCAUAUCCUGUACCAUAUGGAGCCAUUAUUGCUAUUUUUUUUUUUACAAUUAGUAGAAUGAGAGUAAGAAAAUAAAAA